UACCAGAGAAGGUCUUGGUGGGCACCAAGGUGAGCCAGCAACAUGUCCUCAUGGCAGGGAUGGCCGCCAGCCUCCUGGGCGAGGAGGAGGUGAUCCCCUGGAGCGCUGGGCUCCCAGUACAAGAGCCUGGAAUAGUGUCUCCUUUCAAACGAGUCUUCCUGAAGGGUGAAAAAGGUCGGGAUAAAAAAGCCCAGGAGAAGGUUACGGAGAGACGGCCUCUGCAUACAGUGGUGGUGUCCCUGCCUGACCGCGUCGAACCCGACGUGCUGCUGAACGACUACAUCGAGAAAGAAGUGAAGUAUUUAGGUCAACUCACAUCCAUCCCAGGGUACCUGAAUCCCUCCAGCCGCACGGAAAUCCUGCAUUUGAUCGAUAAUGCAAAGAGAGCACACCAGCUCCCAGGGCAGCUGACCCAAGAACACGAUGCUGUCAUCAGUCUCUCUGCCUACAACAUCAAGUUGGUGUGGAGGGAUGGAGAAGAUCUCAUCCUCAGGGUCCCCAUCCAUGACAUCGCGUCCGUUUCCUACAUCCGAGAUGACUCCUCUCACUUGGUCGUGCUGAAAACAGCUCAGGACCCCGGGAUCUCCCCAAGCCAAAGUCUCUGUGCCGAGAGCUCCAAAGCCCUGACUUCAGGCUCGCUGUCUGAGAGCGGGGUGGUUCCCGUCGAAGCUUGUUGCUUGGUGAUCCUGGCUACGGAGAACAAAGUGACUGCCGAGGAGCUGUGCUCACUUCUCAGCCAAGUCUUCCAGAUUGUUUACACUGAGUCCACGAUAGACUUCUUGGACAGAGCAAUAUUUGAUGGGGCGUCCACGCCGACGCGGCACAUGUCCUUACACAGCGAUGACUCUUCUACAAAAGUGGAUGUUAAGGAAUCUUACGAAACGGAAGCAAGCACUUUUUCCUUUCCAGAAACCUUGGAGGCAGGUGACAACUCCCCCUCUUCCUUCUCCACACAACAGUCUCCACACAUUAAGACCGUCAGCGAGAGCGAGCUGAGCACCACGGCGACGGAGCUGCUCCAGGACUAUAUGAUGACGCUCCGAACAAAACUCUCUUCCCAAGAGAUCCAGCAGUUCGCAAUGCUCCUGCACGAGUAUCGCAACGGGGCUUCGAUCCACGAAUUCUGCAUCAACUUGAAGCAGCUCUACGGGGACAGCAGAAAGUUCCUGCUCUUAG
Pelecanus crispus (Dalmatian pelican) is the source of this 1176-nucleotide messenger RNA. Lineage: Eukaryota; Metazoa; Chordata; Aves; Pelecaniformes; Pelecanidae. The record is from RefSeq and is a predicted model, not a curated record.